CUCCCUCCUUUCUACUUCACAAUGCCCACCUCCACCUCCUCCUCCAUCUUCCUCUCCUUCCUCCUCCUCCUCCUCUUCUUGGCCUCCUGCGCGGCACCCACCGGCUCCUCCGCCCCCAACCGCCGCGCCCUCCACGAGCCCUUCGUCCCCGACGGCUCCUCCCCUCCCUCCUCCUCCCCUCCCGCCUCCUCCCCUCCCUCCACCCCCAAGUACCCUUUCUCCUCCACCACCACCACCAACACAUCCUCCUCCUCCGCCACCGCCCCCGACCAGUCCCCCUUCUUCCCAGCCUACCCUUCCCCUCCCCCUCCCCCCUCCCCAGCCUCCUACGCCUCCUUCCCCGCCAACAUCUCCUCCCUCAUCCUCCCCCGCUCCUCCCAGCCCCGCCCCUCCUCCACCCGCAAGCUCCUCCCCGUCGCCAUCGCCGUCACCCUCUCCGCCCUCCUCGUCCUCUUGGCUGCCGCCCUCCUCGUCCUCCUCCGCCGCCGCCGCCGCCGCCGCCUGAGCCGGGACUUCGCCUCCGACGAUGCCAAGACCCAGGGAUCCGAUGCCGCCAACGGCGGCUUGCCGGGCAAUGCCGAGGCGAGCGCUCGCGCCCGCAAGCAGAGGACGACCUCCGGAGCCAGCUCCGAGUUCCUCUACUUGGGGACCAUGGUGAACUCCCGUGGGAUCGAAGAGCCCCGCGGCAAUGGAGGAGGCGGAGCGGCUGGCCGCGGCGGCGGCGGCGGCGGAGGAGGAGGCCUGGACCCGAGGAAGAUGGACUCGCCGGAGCUCCAGCCACUGCCGCCGCUGGCGCGGCAGAGCUCGGGGCAGAACUACUGGAAUGGCAAUGGAGACGUCCGGCAGCUGCCGCCGCCGGCGCGACAGAGCUUCAGGCAGAACUGCGGGAAUGGGAAUGGGGACGUGAGCUCGACGGCGGGCGAGACGGAGGAGGAGUUCUACUCACCGCGAGGCUCGUUGGGAGGCCGGGAGAGCUCGAUCGGCGCUGGAUCGGGGUCGAGGAGGGCGUUCGCCGCCGUAGGGAUGGAAACCCUCGGCGAUGGCGGUAGGAGGAGCGACUCGAGCUCGUCUUCCUACUCGUCUUCUACCUCGGGCUCUCCUGCUCGGUCGCACUCGAUCAGUCUCUCGCCGCCGGUGAGCUUGAGCCCCGGGAAGUCGCAACCCAAAUCCCCAGAACACGUCUUCGUCGAAGCAGAAGAAGCAGAAGCUCAGGAAACUUCAUCGCUGCCGACACAUUACGCCACGCCGUACGCCGACGAGAGCAAGACUCCUCUGCUCUCUUCGGAAGCUUCCUCGCCCGAGAGAGAUUUGGGAAAAUCCGACCGGAAAGUCCAGUCUCCAUCGCUGUCCCCCAUGUCGUGGUCGCCGGAGCGAGGGUCGGAGAGAGCUCCGGACAUCUCGUUGAGAAUGUGGACCGUCACGGAAGAGGUCGGACGCUCGUCGUCGCCGUCUCUGCAUUCUUCUCCGCUGAUUAGAAGCCUGGAGAGAAGUCCGGUCGCCUCGCCGAGGCUGUCCGACGCCUCGCCCCGCAUCGGGCGGUCUCGGCUGUCCUCUCCUCUGUCGCAGUCGCCGGCCAGAGAAUCCGAGGAAAACCGAGACGCCUCCCUGAGGAAAUCGGAUGUUUCGGCAGGAAGCUCGCGGUUUUCUCUUCACUCGAGCCCCGGCUCGCCGAGUGGAAGAUCCGAGCGAUUCGAGCACGGAUCGUCGCCGAGAUCGUCCAAUGCUUCGGUCGGCAAUCUGCAUUCUCAACCGGCUUCUCCUGUAAUUGCGUCUCCGAAGAAAGAUUCGAGUGCUAAUGAUCAGUUUGUGCAGUCUCCUGCGAGAGUUAGCACUACCUCGCAGCCGCAGCAGCAGCAGCCUCCAGUUCCAGCAGCGGUGCCGCCGCCACCGCCGCCGCCGCCGCCACCUCCGCCACCGCCACCGCUUCCGCCACUACAACAGAAGGUCAAGGACGUUCCGCUUCCUUGGACACCGACCGGUCAACCGAUUUCGGAGCCGCCUCGCCUGAUUCCACCGUCGAGGCCUUUCGUGCUCCAGAACCCGACCGAAGUUUCUCCAGUUCAGUUGCCACCGAGCGUCGAGACUGCGGAGAAGGCGGAGAAGAUGGAGGAUACUCCGAAACCGAAGUUGAAGCCCCUGCAUUGGGAUAAAGUGAGAGCGAGCUCGGAUCGGGAGAUGGUCUGGGAUCAGUUGAGAUCAAGCUCUUUCAAGUUGAACGAGGAGAUGAUUGAGACCUUGUUUAUUGUAAAUACCCCGGGUUCGAAAACGAAGGAGACAACUCCGCGCUCGGUUCUUCCUUCUCCGCACCCGGAGGACAGAGUUCUUGAUCCUAAAAAGUCGCAAAACAUCGCGAUUUCGCUGAGGGCGCUCAACGUCACCAUAGAGGAGGUCUGCGAGGGCCUUUUAGAAGGUAAUGCGGACACACUUGGAGCGGAACUUCUUGAAAGUUUAUUAAAGAUGGCUCCCACCAAAGAAGAAGAACGCAAACUGAAGGAAUACAAAGAUGAUUCACCUGUCAAGCUUGGUCCUGCUGAGAAGUUUCUUAAGGCUGUGCUUGAUGUGCCGCUUGCAUUUAAGAGAGUUGAUGCAAUGCUUUAUGUUGCCAAUUUUGAGUCUGAAGUUGAAUACCUUAAAAGAUCUUUCGAAACUCUAGAGACUGCAUGUGAGGAGCUCAGGAACAGCAGAAUGUUUUUGAAGUUAUUGGAAGCAGUCCUCAAAACCGGGAACCGCAUGAAUGUGGGAACAAAUCGCGGGGAUGCCCAUGCUUUCAAGCUUGACACGCUUCUGAAGCUAGUUGAUGUCAAGGGCGCUGAUGGAAAAACCACGCUCCUGCACUUUGUCGUACAGGAAAUCAUUAGAACUGAAGGCGCUCGCCUUUCAGGGACCCAGCAAGGUUCGAAUCCCACUUUGAAUGAAGAUGCCAAGUGUCGCAAGCUUGGCCUGCAAGUUGUUUCUGGCCUCAGUUCAGACCUUGGCAAUGUGAAGAAAGCUGCUGCCAUGGACUCCGAUGUACUGAGCAGUGAUGUCAACAAACUAUCUAGGGGUAUAGAGAACAUUAGAGAAAUUGUGCGAUUAAUAGAAACAACAGGAUCAGGGGAAAGCAGCAAGAAGUUUUCGGAGACUAUGAACAAGUUCGCUAAAAUGGCUGAGGAAGAGAUCAUACGAAUUCAGGCCCAGGAAAGUGUUGCCAUGUCUCUAGUAAAAGAGAUCACAGAGUACUUCCACGGAGAUUCAGCUAAGGAAGAAGCUCACCCAUUCAGAAUCUUCAUGGUGGUGAGAGACUUUCUUGCUGUCCUCGACCGGGUAUGCAGAGAAGCUGGUUCCAUAAAUGAGCGAACGGUAGUUAGUUCUGCCCAUAGACUUCCCGUGCCAAUUAACCCGAUGCUACCAAUGCCCAUUAAUCCGACUCUUCCACAAGUUUUUCCGGCAUUUAAUGGCCGGCGGCAGCACAGUUUCUCAGAUGAUGAAAGCGCAUCUCCUUAGGUUCUCUCUGAUAUGCAAUGCUCAUCGCUCUUCCGGGCAUCAAGCUAAAGCAGAUAAACCUUAAAAUCUUGGAAGGGUGGAGCUGGGACAGGCUCAGGCUACCCGGUAUGUGUAAUUUACUUUCCUCUUGUAGCAUUCCAUUUGUACCUGUAUAAAGUCCAUGUAAUAGAUUUAAAUGGUUUUGGCCUAUAGAUAUAAUAUACAAAGGAGGAAGUUUUCUUCGGGGACAAUAAGGUAGUCACUAUGUUUAGCUGAAUGUUUUCGUAGGUGGUCAAAAGUUUUGUUUAGAGCAAGGCUCAGAUGGGAAACAUCCAAAGCUCAUGUCUGUAUAUCUGUCUUCUUGUAGAAAGUGGUCAUGUAUAUGCCAGAAAACAGUUUGAAAUUCCGUUUGCUCGAA
Molecule: messenger RNA, 3880 nt
Organism: Syzygium oleosum
Lineage: Eukaryota; Viridiplantae; Streptophyta; Magnoliopsida; Myrtales; Myrtaceae
Product: formin-like protein 1
Exons: 4
Coding region: 22-3483 (1153 amino acids)
Biological process (GO): actin cytoskeleton organization; actin nucleation
Molecular function (GO): actin filament binding
Source: RefSeq, a predicted model, not a curated record